Messenger RNA from Colossoma macropomum (tambaqui), 827 nucleotides. RefSeq lists its product as uncharacterized. Gene Ontology annotation, biological process: defense response to bacterium; B cell receptor signaling pathway; phagocytosis, engulfment. Gene Ontology annotation, molecular function: antigen binding; immunoglobulin receptor binding. The transcript is spliced from 3 exons. Bases 12 to 827 code for a protein of 271 amino acids. Lineage: Eukaryota; Metazoa; Chordata; Actinopteri; Characiformes; Serrasalmidae. Gene Ontology annotation, cellular component: blood microparticle; external side of plasma membrane; immunoglobulin complex, circulating. The record is from RefSeq and is a predicted model, not a curated record.
GCACAGCCCACAUGAGAACCAGCUCCAUUCCUGACAUUCAGCCCCUUUUCGUUCAUAUGCAAAUCUCCAUUUGCUCUCAUAAUAUCAGCAGCAUCUCCCUCUACAGCAGCUUCCAUCACUCUAAAUGCAGCACAAACAUGUUCUCUUCAGCUCCACUGCUGCUGCUGGCUGCUGCCUCGUGUGUGUUCUGUGCUACUGAGCUCAUCCAGCCAGACUCAGUGCUCAUCAAACCAGCAGAGCCUUUAACCAUCACCUGUACAGUAUCUGGAGCUUCUAUCACUGACCGCAGCAGCAAUGUUGGAACAGCCUGGAUCCGCCAACCUGCAGGAAAAACUUUGGAAUGGAUCAACGACAUUUAUUAUGACGGUAGCAUAGCUGCUCAAGUUUCACUGAGAAGCAAGUUUAGUGUCUCUCGAGACACAACCAGAAACACAGUAACCCUACAAGGACAGAAUCUGCAAGCUGAAGACACAGCUGUGUAUUACUGUGCUCAACGUCCAUCACAGUGCUGUUGUAGAUGUCAGACACUGACUGAGUCAGAGCCAGCGCUCAUUAAACCUGGAGGAUCUCACACUCUCACCUGCACCUUCUCUGGAAUUGAUGUUAGCAAUGCAGACAUAUCCUGGAUUAGACAGGCUCCCGGAAAAUGGCUUGAAUGGAUCUCGCGUAUUUCAGCUCCAAGUGGCAGCGAUAAGUAUUACUCUCAGUCUGUUAAAGGAAGAUUCACCAUCUCCAGAGAAAACAGUAAGAAGCAGGUGUAUCUGCACAUGAGCAGCCUGAAGACAGAAGACACUGCUGUUUAUUACUGUGCACGAGAGACACACUGA